Molecule: messenger RNA, 5492 nt
Organism: Thunnus maccoyii (southern bluefin tuna)
Lineage: Eukaryota; Metazoa; Chordata; Actinopteri; Scombriformes; Scombridae
Gene: zeb1b
Product: zinc finger E-box binding homeobox 1b
Exons: 8
Coding region: 35-3367 (1110 amino acids)
Biological process (GO): regulation of transcription by RNA polymerase II; anatomical structure development
Molecular function (GO): DNA-binding transcription factor activity, RNA polymerase II-specific; RNA polymerase II cis-regulatory region sequence-specific DNA binding
Source: RefSeq, a predicted model, not a curated record
CUCUCCGGCAGCAUUUAGACACAACGAAAGGAUCAUGGCGGAUGGCCCCAGGUGUAAGCGCAGAAAGCAGGCGAACCCGAGGAGGAACAACGUGACCAACUACAAUAAUGUGGUGGAGGCCGGCUCAGAGUCAGAUGACGAGGACAAGCUCCACAUCGUGGAGGAGGAAGGCAGCCUGGCGGACGGGGCCGACUGCGAAAGCACCCUGCCAGACGAUGAGCACCCCAGGGAGCGCUGCUGGGACCGAGUGAAGGAGGAUUGUGCGUCGGACGGUGAGGAUGACAGCACAGAUGCCUUGGUGGAGGAGAUGCUCCAGCAAGGAGACACCGCCGUCAUCUACCCAGAGGCCCCGGAGGACGAGCCACAACGCCACGGCACCCCCGACGCCAGCAUCCAUGACGAGAACGGAACUCCAGAUUCAUUCUCUCAGCUGCUCACCUGUCCCUACUGCGCGCGCGGCUACAAGCGUUACAGCUCCCUGAAGGAGCACAUCAAGUAUCGGCACGAGAAAACCGAGGAAUGCUUCAGCUGCCCCGAGUGCAGCUACACCUUUGCACACCGCUCUCAACUGGAGAGACAUAUGACAGCCCACAAGCCCGGACGGGAUCAGAGACACAUCACACAGUCGGGAGGCAAUCGUAAAUUCAAGUGCACUGAAUGUGGCAAAGCAUUUAAAUACAAGCACCAUCUGAAGGAGCACCUACGCAUCCACAGCGGAGAAAAACCCUAUGAGUGCUCCAACUGCAAGAAGCGGUUCUCCCACUCGGGCUCAUAUAGCUCCCACAUCAGCAGUAAGAAGUGCAUCAGCCUCAUCUCAGUUAACGGCAAACCACGCUUGGGCAACAGCAAAACCCAGACCCAGGGUCCAACACCAAUCCUUCCCACAUCACCCUCUGUCCUCCGCACCCAGAUCAGGGAGAAGCUGGAGCACAGCAAACCCCUACAGGAGCAGCUGCCCCUCAACCAGAUCAAGAACGAGCCUGUGGACUACGAGUACAAGCCGACGGUAAUGACGUCUCCAGCUGUGGCUGGCAUGAAUGGUGGGGUUUUCAACGGAGGUGCUGCAGCUCCCCUGCAUGGCACAGUGCAGGCGGUGGUCCUGCCCACUGUGGGGCUGGUGUCGCCCAUCAGCAUCAACCUAGCAGACCUGCAGAAUGCCCUCAAAGUGGCAGUGGAUGGUAACGUCAUUCGCCAGGUGCUGGAAAGCAAUGCCAAAGGCCAGGGGCAGGUGAACUCUGGGUUAACCACUGGAACGCUCCACCCCACGCAGCAGCAACUCAUCUCAGCCAUCAGUCUGCCUAUUGUGGGUCAGGAUGGAAAUGCAAAAAUCAUUAUAAACUACAGUUUGGACCCCAACCAGGGCCAGCUCACAGCCCAAAACCUGAAGAAAGAGCCUGAGCCAAUCUCACCAACUCAGCUCACUGAGACCUACAAGUCCCAGAAACUCCCAGAAGAUCUUACCAUCAGGGGCACCAGGCCCACUGAGACUAAAGAAGAGGAAAAGACCACUAAGACUUGUCUCCUGUGUGAUAACUGUCCCGGUGGGCUGGAAGCACUCCAUGCCCUCAAGCACUGCAAGAAGGAUGGUCUCAAGCUGAACGGAGCAGGCCUGGAUAAGUCUGAGUCUGCUGUUGCUGCCCUGCUGUCAGAGGGAGGACUUUGCAACCAGCCCAAGAACCUCUUGUCUUUGCUCAAGGCCUACUUUGCCUUGAACGCAGAGCCCACCAAGGAUGAGCUGGCCAAGAUCUCUGAUUCAGUUAGCCUGCCAAUCCAUGUGGUCAAGAAGUGGUUUGACAAAAUGCAGGAAGGUCAGAUAUCACUAGGUGCCCCGACACCUCCUUCAGAGGAAGAAGAUACCUGUGAUGCUAACAGUGUGGUGUCUCUGGUCCCAGGAAAGGACAUGGCCACUAUGAGCCCUUCUGUGACCCAGGACAGCCCUACAGAAGCAACCCCAGCUGAGGUCAAUGGCUCUCACAGCUCCCCGGCCUCCCCCUCACCACUAAACCUGACAGCUGACGGUCCUGUCCCAGCCCAGCCCCCCCAGAGCACUGAGGGACCCCUAGACCUGUCGCUGCCAAAGCCCGACAGAGAGGAAGUAGAGAGAGCGGUGACUAAAGCCUGUGUUUACCCCUCCCCUUCCUCUGGCUCUACCAAUCAGGAUGAACCUCUGAAUUUAACUUGCACAAAGAAACAGGCAUCGCCACUCUCAGCCAUAGGCAGCCGCCCUAUUGCAAUGUACACCAGCCAGCCAAGUGCCAAUCCCCUCAACAUAGUGACCACUCAGCUCCCCACUCUGGUGACUAUUGCUGACCAGGGCCGCAUGCAAUGUCUAAGGGCGCUAACCACCAACAACAAACAGACUAUCUUGAUCCCGCAGCUGGCUUACACUUAUACCACUACAGCUAACAGCCCUGCUGGGACAGAGACACAGGAAACCAUCCACCUCAACGGCAUAAAGGAGGAGAAGCCGGACACGGGUUCAGAGGGCGUAUCCACCGUGGAGGAGCACAACGACUCCGACUCGGGCCCUCCGAGGAAGAAGAUGAAGAAGACGGACAGCGGCAUGUACGCCUGCGACCUGUGCGACAAGAUCUUCCAGAAGAGUAGCUCGCUGCUCAGACACAAAUACGAACACACAGGGAAGCGACCUCAUGAGUGCGGCAUCUGCACCAAGGCCUUCAAACACAAACACCACUUGAUCGAACACAUGCGACUCCACUCCGGGGAGAAGCCGUACCAGUGCGACAAGUGCGGCAAGCGCUUCUCCCAUUCGGGCUCCUACUCCCAGCACAUGAACCACCGCUACUCCUACUGCAAGAAGGAGACGCAGAGCCAAGGAGAGGGCAGGGAGAGCCCUGAGGUGGACGGCGAAGCCCAGGCCGAGCUGGAGGCACUGAGCCAGGCGCUGCCUCUGCGCCUGGCUCCCUCCCAGCUGGACUCGGACGAGCGAGGGAGCAGCACCAGAGAGGACGAGGAGAGCGAGGAGUAUGAGGAGGAGGAGGAAGAAGGUGCAGUUGACAUGGAUGACAUCCAGGUGGUGCAGAUAGGAGACGAAGGAGGGGAUGAGGAGGAGGAGGAAGAGAUGGAGACUGUAGUGGUGGAGGGAGGAGAGGUGGAGAAGACAGAGAUAGAGUUGAACGAGGAGGAAGAGGAGGCUGACACAAGGCAGGAGGAGGUGCUCGGGAGUGAUAAGGAGGAGGAGGAAGUCAAGGUGGAAGGAGGAGAGGCGAUGGAUACAGAAGAAGGGUUGACGGAAGAGGGAAAAGCAGAGGAGGAGGUCACGGAGGAGAGCGGAGGCGAAACAAACAGGAACACAGUUUCUGAAGACGAGAACCAGACGCUGCAGGAGAAAGGAGAUACUGACUAACAGAGGAAUCCGACUCCUCCAUGAGACGCAAUCAGAUUCCUCCUCUCCCCGCACAGAGGAAGAACGCUGGAGAUGAUGUCUGGUUCCUCUUGACAGUUUGUUUCAGUUCACUACUGUGUAGAAAUCCAGGUGUGCCUGAAAAAAUACUAGUGACUUUUCCACAGGAGAUCAAUUUCUCACUGUUAGAAAAAUCCAUUUGUAAAGAAAAAGAUGAAGACGAACAUGAAUUUUAACAAACGAAGGAAAUGCAUUAUACAGACUUUGGAAGCUAGAGCCGACACGUUUUAGAUAAUGUUUUAUUACUAAAACACCUUGGGUCAUUUCUUUUUAUCAGUGUUACUAAUUUUAUCACUCAUAUUUUAACCUUUAAAAGCUGUACAGUUGGGAGAUAUUUCUAUACCUUUUUAUUGCCAAUGAACAAAAAAAGUCAGUAUUUUAUUAAGUUGGAAGGAAAAUAAGAAAAAUCCUGUGCACUACAAGUGGCUUGGUUUACCUAUGGAUUGAGCAGUUGAGUUGUGUUGUCUACCCUUCAGUAUUACCGCACUAGAGAUACCACGCCAUCACGCUAGCAGAUGUUAGCAUUACAUUUCUUUUUGCUGUUAUUUUGAUUGGAUUGUGAGCCUUAAGAAGAAAAACAACGGAGAGCGGACGGGUCUUUUCAGCCAUUUAGUUUCUUUCAGACUCAUUUUUGUCAAUGUUUCUUUUAGAAAUCAGUGUUUUAAAGAAAUAGUUUGACAUUUUGAGAAAUAAGCUGCUUUCUUGAUGAGAGUCAGAUGAGGAGAUUGAUACCACUCUUUGUACAGAGUAUCAAUCUUCUUUUCAACUCUAAGCAAGAGAGUGACUAAGCAAAGCCAAAAUGUCAAACUAUUGUUCAAUCAAUGUUCAGAGCAAGCAGAAAGGGGAUGUAGAAAACGUUUUGACCCUCACUAUACCCAACCCCCCCACACCCCCCCCACUCCGAGCCUUAUGCAAAAAAUCAAACAAAAAGAGAGACAUGCAUAUCAAAAGUGCCAUUGAAUACUGCUGUUGAAGCUUAGCAGCUAUGAUCAGGUAUUGCCGGGUCCCAGAUCAACCAAUAAGCCGGAAAUACUGUUGACUUUGGCUCGCCACCACACCUGAGAGAGUAGAAUCUAGCCUACCACAUAUUCAUGUACCAUAGUUUUUAGAUAAGUUGCUUUUAUUUCUAAUCUGAGCGACUAAAAGAAUUACAAUGCACAUGUUUUCAAACGGAUGAUGAUGAUGAAGUAUGAUUUCUAAUUGUUAACUGUGUCCUGCCUUUUUCGAAGCUUAUUCAGUGCACUUGUUUAACACACCAUGAAACGCUCAGAUGUCUCUUCAGGUAACAAAAUGUAGGUAAAUAUGAAUCCCAUGAGUUUAAUUCAACAAUGUUUUUACCUGUCAGUAUUAUUUUUUUUUUGUCUUUUGUUGUUUUAUGUUCUGUUUCAGUGUGUGUACUGUAUGUUUUCAGCAAUUGCAGUAUUAUCCCCUCCCCCAACGAGAUGGGUAUGUCUGUUUAGUCAUAGAGAACUUUUAUAUUUAUGUGUCUUAUUUUUUAUAUUUCUUUAUGGUUAUUUAUUACACUAUGUAGUGUACAAUACUGUAGUUUGUAUUAAUACAAUAAUAUAUUUUAGUAUGGAAAAAAAAAGAUUCAAAGGCAAAUAACUACAAGCCUGGAAAAAUGAGACUCCGGCAUACUGAAGUAUGUUUUUCGAACAAAUAAAUGAUGUUUUUCCUCGGGAAAAAAGAAACUCGCACCCCGCAAGCCUGAAAAUUGGAACCUGUGACCUCUCUGCAUCCAUUCUCAUGUUAGUUUAGUUUUCUUUCCCCUCUCUAAUAUGAAGCUACUGAACUUUUGAAAAAUAAUUGUAUGUCUAAUAGCAUGAGUGUGCUGUUGUAUUGAAGGAUGAUCCUUAACCACACAAACUGUCCUUUUGCCAAGCCAAAAUAAUAUUGAUGUAUGUUCUUAUGUUUUUAUUUGUGCCAAUUUGUUACUUUAUAUGUCAGUGUCAAGACCACGCCCACUUUUAUAUGCUCCUCCCCCCUUUAACACCCUCAUCUUUUUUUAUAGUGAUUGUUUUUGUUUGUUUUCUUUUUUGUUCGUUUUUUAUGACUCCCCAUCUCACAA